AAAACAAGCGGCGCAAUGACAUCAUACGUUCUGCCGAAUUAACAUCGAUUAAGCGAAGAGCACAGGCACAUGAACUGAGGAGACUGUAGUCCUAUCUAUUGCUCCUGUGGCCUGACAUUCUGAAGCGUUUGGUACCACUGACGGAUUGUCUCUUGCCAGGCCUGGCCCUGACCCCCCUACAAUUCUGAUCCAACUUCUGUGAUCCAGGCUGGUGCUAUGGCCAAAUGGGCCGUGUUUGCGACUGCUGCUGUCUCUGCUCUGCUUAUUAUUGUAAGCAUUGUUCUGCUACUGACCCACACCUUCAUGAAUAUAGUAGAGGGGCGAGUCAAGCAGGCAACUGUUCUAAAAAAUGAAUCGGAAGUGUUUGAGGACUGGGCUAAUCCCCCACCACCUGUUUACAUGCAGUUCUACUUCUUCAAUGUUACCAACCCACUGGAGAUACUGAGUGGUGAAAAGCCAUUUGUCCAUGAAAUUGGGCCAUAUACUUACAGGGAAUAUCGACCAAGAGAAAACAUUACAUUUUCUGUCAACGAGACUAAAGUAUCUGCUAUCACUCCUAAAACUUAUGUAUUUGAACGAGAAAAGUCUGUUGGAGACCCCAAAGUAGACUUAAUACGAACAGUGAACAUUCCUCUUGUGACUGCAAUGGAAAUGACCAAAGACUCAAGCAUUCUCAGACCAUUUAUUAUACCAACCCUAAAAACAUACAAAGACGGAAUGUUUGUUACUCGUACCAUUGAUGAGUUAUUGUGGGGCUAUAAAGAUGCAGUGCUAUCAGUCCUUCAAUUAUUUAAUCCCAAUGUCAGUGACGUAUUUGGACUCUUCUACAAGAUGAACACAACAGAUGAUGGGGAAUAUGUGUUUCUAAGUGGAAAGAAUGAUUACUUGGAGUUCACUCAAAUUGCUGAAUGGAAGGGUCAAAAAGCUCUUGACUGGUGGAACACAGAAACAUGCAAUAUGAUAAAUGGAACAGAUGGCACAUCCUUCCACCCUCUUUUAAACAAGGAUGAUAAGAUUUACAUGUUUUCCUCAGACCUUUGUAGAUCCAUCUAUGCUGUUUAUGAAAGCAGUGAGAACAUCAAGGAUAUAUCAGUCUUUCGCUUUUCUCCACCAGCAAGUGUUUUUGCCAAUGUGUCCGUCAACCCGCAGAAUGAAGGAUUUUGUGUCCCAGCAGGAAAUUGCCUCCCAUCUGGCCUACUGAACGUCAGCAUCUGCAAGCAGGGUGCUCCUAUAAUACUCUCCUCUCCUCAUUUUUACCAAGCUGAUGAAAAUGUUAUUAAGAGCAUAAGAGGUAUUAAGCCAAUUAAGGAACAUCAUAUGACCUUUUUGGACUUAAGCCCGCUCACUGGGACAUUAAUUCAAGCAGCCAAACGAAUGCAAGUGAAUGUUUAUGUCCGAAAGAUUGAUACUUAUGCCAUUACACAAGACAUACAGACCUUGUUCUUCCCUGUCAUGCACCUCAAUGAGAGCGUUUUAAUUGACGAUAAAUCUGCUGAGAAACUCAGAUCGAUUAUUUUACAAGGAAGAAUGGUAGCCAACAUCCCAUUUAUUAUAAUGGGGUUGGGGAUUAUUUUGGCCUUUAUAUUAACAGCCCUAACUUGUCUACAAAAAAGAAACAGAGAAGAGGGUACAGAAGAAGAAAGGGGUCCUCUCAUAAGGACAUCCUAACUCAUUGCUACGCAUACCACAAACUGAACUAUGCAAACUGAUUCAAAGAAAGGGAUGCCUUUGUUUAUAAAUGUACUGGUGAGAAAAGACUGUGGACAUUGUGAUCCUUUGGGAAGCUAAUCAAGAUCUUUUUUAUUUAUUAUUUUUAACCAUUUUUACAGCAUAUUGAUUAAAAUAAUAUCCUUUCCUGUGUUGAAACAUUCUAUACCUGACAUAAAAAUAAUAACUAACAUACAAUUGAAAACAAUAUUUUACUACAUUCAUUGUAUAAAACAAAGACAGAUGAAUAUCCUGGUUACUUAUAGCAGGAUCUCACAUUAUAUAAAAUGCACAAUAUUGCUUUGUCUGCUUAACUGACAUCUAGUACUAAAUUGGUGUUUAAAUCAUAGGUUUUCAACUUAUUAUGACCUGGAAUGGUAGCUCCUGCAAUGCUGCCACUCUAGCUUACCUUUUCUUUCGCUGAGUCUGGUGGGGGAAGCAUUGGUAGUGCAGAGAGUGCAGUGGAGCUUCUCUUGCACUAGAGCCAAAUUUACAGUUUAAAAAUUGGAAAUCUGGCUUUUAAUGGUAUCAGGAGCAGUUCUGGUUACCUGGUCGGCGCUGCCGCCUGAGGAGAGUUGACAGUAGCGCAUCCCCCUGACCUGAAUGACAGAGCAGGUCGUUUUUAAGAAAUAAAACAUACUGAAUAACUGUUCUAAUCUUUAUCUGUCAGCCAACCUUGUUAUAAGAUUAUUUUCUGUGGUACCGCAUAUUUUAUCUUCUGUUUUUGUAAAUAUUUGAAAAUGUUUUCCAAUAUCACUUUGCAAGUGAACCUGUUAAAAUAUGAGUAUGAUACACCACAAUACCUAUUCAAGGAGUACUUGCGUUUAGUACCAGUGCAUCCAUCAUGCCUCCUAUUGAUUACAUGCAGAUGGACCUGUUGAUGUAGGGGAACCCUACUAUCACCACUGUAGUCAUUUUAGGGUUCCCUCUGCAGCUUGCCUCAAUAUGUGUAGCAGACUUCACCCAGUGAAUCAUGCACAUCAUUAUAACUCAGAGCGAAAGUACGCAAGUAGACAAUAACCGUUGUGGGUGCAGUUGUGUUUAUUUUCAUGCAUUGACCACAAUUGCGGCAGACAUAACUCUUGCCCUCAGUGACACUGGAUUUGUUGGUAAACAACUGGGCAAAUUGCAUCCAAAAUUGCACUUUGUACACUGCACUUGUCUUCAUUAACAAGCCCUAUGUUUUGGUAACGUCUGAAAAUGAUACUAAUGAAAAAUAAUAUCAUUCUGUGAUACUGUGGAGUUUUCUGUCUUUGAGAGUCCAAAUAAUUACUCUCAAUUGCCUCGAUGUGUUAUGGUUUGUUUAUAGCAUUUAAACAAGAAAAGGAGAUAUGUUAUUUUAUAGAAAAUGUAAUCAUGAGAUGCAUAUUAAUAAACCAGAUAUUACAUAUUA
This is a messenger RNA of Xenopus laevis (African clawed frog), 3100 nucleotides long. It is a transcript of the gene scarb2.S, whose product is annotated as scavenger receptor class B member 2 S homeolog. Gene Ontology annotation, cellular component: cytoplasm; lysosome; membrane. Gene Ontology annotation, biological process: protein targeting to lysosome; receptor-mediated endocytosis. NCBI's taxonomy places the organism in Eukaryota, Metazoa, Chordata, Amphibia, Anura, Pipidae. Gene Ontology annotation, molecular function: scavenger receptor activity. The record is from RefSeq and is marked predicted.